GAUAAUAUUCAGAAAAAAAUACGGAGUAUGAAAGAGAUAUUCAAAUGUGGGGCGAAAAACAUAUAAGUCGAAUCUUCACAUCUAUUUGGGCCCAAGUUCUUCCAACCCGGUUUAAAAAAAAAAGUUCUUCCAACCCAUUUACUCUUCCUAGAAAAAUGGCUAGAAAAACUCCCCGCAAGUCCACUCUGAACUGGCUUCCUUAUCCGUCGUCUUCAGGGUCUGUCACGCUUCAUCCAAAGCUUCUGGAGUGAGCUCAAGUUCAACUCUUUACCUUUAGGACUCUUACGGACAUCUUAUUCUGUCAUGGCUGGUGACUCUGGGACUGGCAUUUCUAAUGGCAAUGUCAAUGUGCAGUCUGAUCCGCAGAGGACCUACCAGAUUGUAGUUGCUGCCACUCGCAAUUGGGGUAUUGGCAAGGAUGGAAAAUUACCUUGGAAACUACCAUCUGAUUUGAAGUUCUUCAAAGAGGUUACCGUAACAACAGCUGACCCUAGUAAAAAGAAUGCUGUUGUCAUGGGCAGAAAGACUUGGGAAAGUAUUCCUGUGGAUCAUCGCCCUCUCCGUGGCCGCCUGAAUGUUGUCCUUACUCGCUCUGGCAGUUUUGACAUUGCCACUUCAGAGAACGUUGUGAUUUGCAGCAGUUUAGGAUCUGCUUUGCAACUGUUGGCAUCUUCUCCUUAUUAUCUAUCGAUCGAAAAAGUCUUUGUCAUUGGUGGUGGUGAGAUUUUCCGGGAGGCUCUUAAUGCCGAUAAAUGUGAGGCUGUUCAUAUUACUGAGGUUGAGGCAGACAUUGACUGUGAUACUUUCAUGCCAGCUAUUGAUAUGACUGCAUUUCAGCCCUGGUGCACAUCAAUCCCUUUGGAAGAAAACAAGAUUCGAUUUUCUUUCACCACUUAUGUUCGUGUGAGAAGUCCUGAAGCUGACUCCCUUACUUCAAAUAAUGUUCUCAAUCUUGAUAGCGGAUCAGAUGUUGCAAAGUCUGAGGUGAAAACAUUCUCUUUCUUGCCUAAGAUGAUUUUUGAGAAGCAUGAAGAGUACUUGUAUCUGAGGCUGGUUGAGGACAUCAUAAACAAUGGUGUCUCUAAGGAUGACAGGACUGGAACUGGUACACUGUCAAAGUUUGGUUGCCAGAUGCGGUUCAAUCUACGGAAAUCCUUUCCACUUCUUACAACAAAGAAAGUAUUUUGGCGAGGUGUUGUUGAAGAACUCCUAUGGUUCAUAAGUGGUUCUACAAAUGCAAAAAUCUUACAAGAGAAGGGCAUUCAUAUAUGGGAUGGAAAUGCAUCAAGAGACUACCUUGAUAGUAUUGGUUUAGAGGAUAGAGAAGAGGGUGACUUAGGACCAAUAUAUGGAUUCCAGUGGAGACACUUCGGUGCCACGUAUACAAACAUGCAUGCUGACUACACUGGCCAAGGAUUUGAUCAACUUCUGGAUGUUAUCAACAAGAUUAAAUACAAUCCAAAUGAUAGGCGUAUUAUUCUUUCUGCUUGGAACCCUUCUGAUCUCAAAUUGAUGGCACUUCCUCCUUGCCACAUGUUUGCAGAAUUUUAUGUGGCCAAUGGUGAGUUAUCAUGUCAAAUGCACCAACGGUCUGCUGAUAUGGGUCUUGGAGUGCCAUUUAACAUUGCUUCUUACUCCCUUUUGACCUGCAUGAUGGCCCAUGUUUCCGGCCUUUCUCCUGGUGAAUUUGUCCAUGUCAUUGGAGAUGCUCAUGUUUACAAAACUCAUGUCAGACCUCUACAGGAUCAGCUUCAGAAGUUACCUAGGCCUUUCCCAAUACUGAAGAUCAACCCUGAGAAGCAGGACAUAGAGUCCUUCAGUGCUGAUGACAUUAAGCUGAUUGGCUAUGACCCUCACCAGAAAAUAGAAAUGAAGAUGGCCAUUUAAAAUAGUUCCCGAUUCUAUUUGGGGUGAAUAAACAUGAGAUUCUCCCCCACAUGGUUUUAUACAUUCUGACAGGUAAUGGUAGUAAAAUAGUAGGGACUCACAAUCCUUUAGUUCUGCGGUGACACUCGGUCAUUCUAAAGGGAUUUAGAAUGUGUUGUUUUCGUAUGCUUUUAUUCCUAACUAUUGGGGACUUCAUUUUUUUAGCUUCCCCUCAAAUCACCCUUUCAUUUACUGAAAUCAAGACAUUCUACUGUCAAUUUUACACUUGUGCCCAUGUUAUAUAUGAAGAUGUUCUUGCUUUAGAGAGUAUUG
Molecule: messenger RNA, 2199 nt
Organism: Cuscuta campestris
Lineage: Eukaryota; Viridiplantae; Streptophyta; Magnoliopsida; Solanales; Convolvulaceae
Source: the annotation of a GenBank genome assembly